AUGAUAGCGGUCCUCGGAAGAUUCUGUGGUGGGUACUCAAUAAGAAAGGAGAAAGGAGAAAGGAGAAAGGAGAAAGGAGAAAGGAGAAAGGAGAAAGGAGAAAGGAGAAAGGAGAAAGGAGAAAGGAGAAAGGAGAAAGGAGAAAGGAGAAAGGAGAAAGGAGAAAGGAGAAAGGUGAAUAGGCCUUUUAAACCGAUGAUGUCUGCCCCGCAGAGAGUUAAAUUUCAGUACGUUCCGGUAACUCAAAACAAAGUUCCAAACUUCAGCGAAAUAUACGAUAAAUUGGCUCAAUUGAAACUAUCGCAAAGCUACAGAAGACCCGCCUACUUUCAAAUUAAACGUCCCUCUAGCCAUCAAUCGUUUUUACUAAAGCCACAAGUUUAUAACGAGCAUAAACUUAUACAACCGUCUAAAACGACAAUAGAAACCUACACUGCUACAAAUAUUGAUAUACCAACUGGAUCCGUCGACGACUAUCAAUAUGAUACUCAAAAGAAUUUUCCUCAAAAUAAACCCUACAUAAACUCACAAAUAGCUGUAGAAAUACCUUAUUCUAGUAUACCUCAAGAAAACUAUAAAAGAAAGCCAUAUCAAGAAUUCCAGAAGCCAUUUAUAAUUGUACCAGCAAGCCCACCAGAUAACAGAAAUAAACAAGUUGUCAUUAUUCAACAAAGAAAACCUAUUUUAAGUAAUAAUCCAGAUUCCUACGAAAAAAAUCCAUACGAAAACCGAUAUCAAUUAAACACUCCUCAAUAUGAGGAGUAUGAACCUUUUCCAAAAUACGAACAAGAUCCAACGUACGAAGAUGAUCCACGAUAUGAACAAAUACAUUACAAGGAAGCUGAUACAUACGCAUAUAUAGAAGUUCCAAAAUACAAAGAAAGUACCAAAUAUAUAGAAUCUUCAAAGUAUGUCGAAAAUCCAAAAGAUAUUGAGAUUCAAAAAUACGAGGAAGUUCCAAAAUACAUAGAAACAGCAAAAUAUGUCGAAGCACCAAAGUACGAAAAACCCUCCAAGAACUCUGUCAACCUAGCUAUUAUUUUAAAACAUCUCCAAGCUACAAAUACUCUACCAAAAACUCUUACACCUGACAAUAUUGACAACAGUAUUAAAACUUUAGUUAAAAUUUUGAAUUCUUUGAAGAAGCAGCCAAAAGUAGGCAAACCCAUUGUGGUACAAGACCAAGUAGCUCCCGAGUAUAUCGACGAUAUCGAAAACGAUGCUGGUUUAAGCGUCAACGAGAUUUAUCCAGAAGAUACUGAUGAAGGUGGAACUCCAGGAAAGCCAGGUGUUUGGCAUUACUGUGAUCUAAAUGGAGGACAAGCUUCUUUCUUGUGUCCCAACGGCACGAUAUUCAGUCAAGUAGCACUAACAUGUGACUGGUGGUACAAUGUAAAGUGCUCUUCUACUGCUCAGCUAUACGUACUCAAUGAGAGGCUCUAUAAGUAUAUAAUACCUUUGUCUCCUAAGUUUCCGGAGGAUUAUACUGGACCAUUAGUAGAUAAAUACCUAGCACUUAAAUUUCAAGAAAUGGAAGAAAAGAUGAGAAAAGAAAAAAAAGGCAAAGGUAAUUCCAGUAAAGAAGAAGAUGACGAAGUUUCCGAAAAGCAUGACGUUGAAGCUGAAAACACGGAAAAAAUUGUAAGCGUUGAAUCGACCUCGAAGACUUCUAUUCAAAAGGAAACAUUGCAAACCGUUGAAGAUGAUAAUAAAAUUAAUAUCACAAUUUAUCGAAUAAUACUGUAA
Diabrotica balteata is the source of this 1746-nucleotide messenger RNA. Lineage: Eukaryota; Metazoa; Arthropoda; Insecta; Coleoptera; Chrysomelidae. The record is from the annotation of a GenBank genome assembly.